CCAACAUAGGACAAUUGUAGCAAUAACUUUAAUGUAGACACAAUAACAGUGAAAAACAACUCCAAACAUAGAAUCCAUCAAAGCCAAUAAACAAUAGAAUAAAAUUGUCGCUACAAUGGUGGCAAUCGCCGGAGCUGUGGUGGUAAGGCAACCGAGAAACGAACAGAUGACAGCAAAACUAUGGGUUGCUAGAGUCUUUAAUUUUCUGGCCAAUCUUUCAGAUGAAACAAAAAGGUGAGAAGAACAUAUACAAAAUAAAAUCGGAAAAUCCGGCCAAGAUCCGACCAUUCUUCGACGAGGUUCCUCCAGAUCCGAUUGUCUGGUAACAGCAAGGGGCAAUUUUGGCCGGCCAGUCGGAAACUCCGAGCGGCGUAGAGUUUUUCGGCGGCCAGUAGUGAUGAGAAAGUUUGGGCGAUUGUUGGGUGUGAAAUGAGAGAAGAAGGGAGGAAAACGGAAUAUCCGUGAUUUGGAGGGGUUAUACAGGUAGAUUUUAAUGGAGGAAAAAGCUUAAUUGGAGAAGAUGACCAAAAGUGGUCUUGGAAGAUGAGAGAUGGGUUGGGUGAGGGGUAUCGUUUGACUUUUUCUUUUUUGUUUUUUAAGAAAAUAUAUUAAUUAAGGUGGAAAUUAAGUUUUUUUUUUAGCAUGACAUGUGUCACGACUUUAUUGGUGCUUGACAUCACACAAAUUUUGACGAACUGGCUAAGAAAAAAAAUAGUGUUUCAGCUACAUUUCAAAAAAAUUAAGUGUGUAGGAUAAUUUUUGUCGGCAAAAAAUGUAUAAUAGUGAUUUGGUUCGGGUUAACAUAUGUAUUUUGGCACAAAGGAAAAAAGAAUGUUAUCCAGAAGCAUAAAUAAAAGCUUGAUGACGUCACCGCGUUUUGUACUUGAGUCCUUUUAUUCGAGAUAUCACUAGCUUUUUCCAGAUUCUUACUAUAUCUUUGUGAAUAUAUAUCUCCCUUUUCCUUGACCCGACAACCCCACCAUUGUGACUCUUUCUUGGGUAUUCUGUUCUGCCAUAUCUUAGUUAUUCCUAGUGAUCUAAGCUUCUUUAUUACCAACCUGCAAGUUAAUAGACACCUUAUAUAUACUAGAGAAAAAAAACAAGUUUUGCUGUAAAUCUUGUAUAUAUGCAACAACUUGAAUGUACCCUGUUGGAGCUGGAAUUAAGAUGGUCCUGACACACGACGUGCCCUCCUAUGGUCCUUGUUAAGUCAUUUGAUUGUACUCACUGGUCGGUAUUAUUAUUUAUUGUCACUACUCACUACCUCCCCGUGUUAGGAUUGGGUAAUUUGCGCUCCUGCUUCCUUCUUCAUAGAGAAAGGAAGGUAUAUAAAGAAGUUGAAGAUGUGUUUGGUGUUUGUAUGUGAUGAAGAUGAGAGGGUAUUACAAAGACAGGCAGCUCCAGGAGCAUGUCCUUACUGUGGAGGGUUGGUUCAAGCCUUAGACAUGGAGAGCCAGUGGAGAUUCUGCUUUGUCCCUCUUUAUUUCAAGACUAAGCGCAGAUAUUAUUGUACCCUUUGCACCAGGCGUCUCAUCAUCCAAUAAUUUUCCCUAUCAUAUGAUUAUAGGUUAUAGCCUUCUUUUUUUUAAUUAUCUUGUGUUCUUGAACUUCCAAGAAAAUAAAGAUGUAGAAUCCUUUGGCUUUUCAGGUAUAAAGGGUGUGUACAGUAUAUGUUAUCUAUGUUCUAUAAGUUUGUUUAAUGAAAUGAUGAAUCAACUGGAUGUUGGUAGCUCAA
Molecule: messenger RNA, 1735 nt
Organism: Nicotiana tabacum (common tobacco)
Lineage: Eukaryota; Viridiplantae; Streptophyta; Magnoliopsida; Solanales; Solanaceae
Source: RefSeq, a predicted model, not a curated record